AUGCAAUUAGCAGCCUGUCUAUGCCCUCUCCUGCUACUAUUUCUAUCGCGCUUCAUACAGUCUGUCGCUGCAGACACGGUAUUUUAUAGAUUCAACGUCACCUGGGCAAGGGCAAAUCCUGAUGGGGCCUUCUCGCGGCCUGCGGUUGGUGUCAAUGGGCAGUGGCCUCCUCCCAAGAUCGAAGCCAACUUUGGGGAUGAGAUUGCGAUAACGGUGCUGAAUCUUCUCGGAAAUCAAUCAACAUCGCUCCAUUUCCAUGGUCUUUUCAUGAAUGGCACCACUCACAUGGAUGGACCAGCGCAGGUCUCACAGUGCUCAAUUCCUCCUGGAUCGUCCUUUACCUACCGAUUCAAGGCAGAACAAGCAGGGACAUUCUGGUACCAUUCGCAUGUUAAAGGACAGUAUGCGGACGGAUUUAGAGGCCCACUGAUUAUUCACGAUCCCCAAAAUCCAUUUCGAGGAGACUUCGAUGAGGAAAUUCUUCUUUCCGUCUCGGAUUGGUACCACCAAGAAAUGGCUGUCCUCCUGCCAAAGUACAAACAUGGAAACGGAAUGAUGUCCAAGGAGCCUGUGCCUGAUGCCAAUCUUCUCAACGACACCCAGAAUCUCCAGGUCACUGUUACUCCCGACAAGACCUACCUAGUUCGCAUAAUUAAUAUGGGUGCCUUUGCAGGGCAAUACUUUUGGAUAGAAGAUCAUACCUUGACCAUAAUUGAGCUUGAUGGGUCAUACACGCAGCCAACAACCGCUGAGAUGAUCUACCUCUCAUCAGGCCAACGCUGCAGCUUUCUCCUGACAACCAAAUCUGAAGUGGGCCGAAAUUAUCCGUUCAUGGCUUCUAUGGAUCGAAGCCUAUUCAUGAUGGCAGGCCACGUCAACGCUAACGCUACAGGGUGGUUGGUAUAUGACUCCAGCCAACCGCUCUCGUCGCCCUCUCAAGUCGACGAGUACAAUCCAAUCGAUGAUAUGACCAUCUCUCCCUAUGAUCAGACGCCUUUGCUGCGCAAGCCAGACCAAAGUAUACGACUGAACAUCAACAUGAAACACGCAAAUGGCGCCUCUUAUUACUUUUUCAACGAUAUCGCCUAUUCGUCGCCGGAAGUCCCGACCUUGUACACGGCACUGACAAGUGGUGAGUCGGCAGCACACUUCGCCACAUACGGAAUGCCCUGCAACCCUUGGGUACUCCAACGUAACCAAGUUAUCGAAGUUAUCCUGUACAAUCGACAUAUGACAAAUCAUCCCGUCCAUAUCCACGGACAUCAUUUCCAGGCUAUUUGGCGUUCAGAGCCUGGUGGUGGAGAUUUUCCAUCCUCGACCAUGACUGAUGACGAUUUCAGGCAAAUUCCUGUGACGCGCGAUACCAUAGUGGUUCCAAAUGGUGGUAGCGUAGUUAUACGAUUUCGAGCUGAUAAUCCCGGUGUUUGGCUCCUCCACUGCCAUAUGGAGUGGCACGCGGAAACGGGAUUGGCAGCAACAUUUAUCGAAGCACCAUUGGAUCUUCAGCAACAGCAGCAACUUCGACAUAUCACAGCUGAUCAAUUAACGCUCUGCACCGCAGCUGGCAUCGAACUACCCCAUGACUCAGACAAUGCAACUCUUGAGCAGACAGGAAACCCAGCCGCCGUUGCCAGUGAAAGUACAACAGACAGACAAAGGGCACUAAGCUAUACACCUGGUCUAUUCGUUCUUAUUCUAUCCGGACUUUUCUUUGUUUUCACUGGUGUAGUUGCGCUCUUUUGGCUUCGCGGAUGCUGGAGGCCACAUGCCUUUCAAUACCGCCGUCUCAAGGAGGGUGUCGAGUUGGCCUCACCAGAAGAAACUUCUCACGAGCCUCGAACGACUCCCAAGAGUCGAAGAAUGUCUUUGAUGGUCGAUCCCUAG
Exophiala oligosperma is the source of this 1884-nucleotide messenger RNA. RefSeq lists its product as uncharacterized. Gene Ontology annotation, biological process: reductive iron assimilation; cellular response to iron ion starvation. The record is from RefSeq and is a predicted model, not a curated record. Gene Ontology annotation, molecular function: copper ion binding; ferroxidase activity. Bases 1 to 1884 code for a protein of 627 amino acids. Lineage: Eukaryota; Fungi; Ascomycota; Eurotiomycetes; Chaetothyriales; Herpotrichiellaceae. The transcript has 6 exons. Gene Ontology annotation, cellular component: high-affinity iron permease complex.